Molecule: messenger RNA, 4447 nt
Organism: Bacillus rossius redtenbacheri
Lineage: Eukaryota; Metazoa; Arthropoda; Insecta; Phasmatodea; Bacillidae
Gene: INPP5E
Product: inositol polyphosphate 5-phosphatase E
Exons: 7
Coding region: 381-2471 (696 amino acids)
Biological process (GO): phosphatidylinositol dephosphorylation
Molecular function (GO): phosphatase activity
Source: RefSeq, a predicted model, not a curated record
ACUUACAGAGUGUUGCAAUUUGUGAUUGUCUGUAUAUUGUUUAAAUUAAUUUAUUUAAUGAAUUUUUUCUUGGCAUCUAACUGAAAAUUUACGAAUUUUAUGGCCACAAAUAACAUACUAAGGCCAUGAAAGAUGGAGGGAAUAUCUCUCAUGGAAUCUAUUUAUUUGUUUGUGUUAUUUAAAUUUUUGUAAAAAGCACUAUCUUUGAAAAUAAUUAUUUAGAUUCUAGAAUGGAAAAAAUGUUGGUAGUAACGUCUAUAGAUAUUUGGGUUUUUCUAAGCGUAUUGUGUAUGUAUGGUUUAAACAACCAUUUGUAGGUUAUGAUUUUGUUGUUUUACACGGAAAUAGGAAAGUAAUGAUGCUUUAUUAUUCUUAAUGCGAUGGAAAACGAUGAUGAAAUGAAAGAUAAAGCAUCACGUGAUAAAACCAAGUCCAAGAAAAAACCGCUGUGUAGGUUGGGACUUUUGGUGCCAAGAAAGACUAGAGUUGGUUGUUUGUCAGCAGAGAGCGAGGACAUACAUUUAAGCGAAAAUUCAAUUACACCGGAAGGAUGUAAAUUGGAACAGCAUAGUGCAGAUACUAAUCUUUCUCCACAAGAACAAGGACUUAUUGUUGAAACGUGGGAUGUGAAAAACGAAUCACAAGAGAAGGGUUCUGAAGAACUGGUACGUUCAUUGUCUCCCAAGGAAGUUAGUAAUAGUACAAAAAUAUCAUUGUGUUGUGCCAUGACUGAGAGUUCUAAAUCUGUCGAUGAUCAUCAUCAUUCAAAUUACCAUCGCACAAACAAUGCUGAACGGAACAGAAUGAGUCUUGGCAUUACAACGGAUGAAAAGAUUACCACAAGUUCCAAUAACAAAGUAAAAUUGCUUCAAACAGUGACUUUAGAAUCUGACUCCACACAGCAUGAAGGAUGUGCUAUAGGUGGCAGUGGAGACAAAGAAGAACCACUAUCUGGUGCCAGAGAGAAUGACGUUAUUCAAAGUUCUUCUCCGUCUGUCAGCGAUAUGUCAUCAUGCGAGUCCUCCCCAAUACCAACCCAGGCUCGCCUCAAGGGCUCUGUUCUCACGCAGCGAAGAUCUGCAGAUAACCUCUUACUGGGGUUGCAUCAGUCGCCUCCUUUGCGUCAUUCAUCACCAGACUCGAGUAAGAGCGUGCCUGAGACUCAGAAAAGGUAUAGGAUGAGGUCAGUUUCUCAUGAUACUAUGCUGCCGCCUAGAGACAAGGCUUUGGUACGUGUAGAAGAAGGUGAUAGUAAUAAUAAAGGGCGUGGAUCUAUGGACAGUUUGGCAAGGCACUCAUUAUUGGCGGCACAGGUGUUUCAUCUUAUCCCAACUGUGAAAGCUAGGGAAAGGAACUUCCUUCACGGCCGCAUUGCCGCGGACUCGUUGCUGGGCUCGCUGGAGCUGGAGAAAACGCUGCCGCAGCGAGAACUGCGUGUGUUCGUGGGCACGUGGAACAUGAACGGACAGGCGCCGCCCAAGGAGCUAAACGACUUCAUGCUGCCCCCGGGACUGGAGCACGUGCCCGACGUGAUCGUGGUGGGCACCCAGGAGAGCUACUCGGAGCGCUCCGAGUGGGAGGUGCACCUGCAGGAGACGGUGGGGCCCUCGCACCUGCUGUUCCACUCGGCCGCGCUGGGCACGCUGCACCUCGCCGUGUUCCUGCGCCGCGACCUGCUGUGGUUCUGCUCCGUGCCGGAAGAGUCGAGCUACAGCGUGCGCCCGGGCACAGCGUUCAGGACGAAGGGGGCGGUGGCCAUCGCGUUCAUGCUGUUCGGGACAUCGUUCCUGUUCAUCACCGCCCACCUCACCGCCCACGUCGACAAGGUGAAGGAGCGAAUCCACGACAUCCGGCGGAUAGUCAAGUCCCUGGACCUGCCCAAACUGCUGCCAGUGAGACACAAGAACAAAGACGUGACGCAGAACUUUGACUACGUGUUCUGGUGCGGCGACCUGAACUUCCGCCUGACGCAGCCCCGCGAGGAGGUCAUGCAGUGGGUGUCGAAGCAGCAGUUCCCAAUGGUGCGGCCCCACCUGCUGUGCUCCGACCAGCUGCGUGCCAGCCGCGCCCAGGGAUCGGUGUUCAGGGACUUCGAGGAGGGGCCCAUCACGUUCCCGCCCACGUACAAGUACGACCCAGGCACCCAGGACUACGACACGUCGCACAAGCAGCGGACGCCGUCGUACACGGACCGCAUCCUGUUCAAGAGUGGGCGCGGGCGCCGGGAGAGCCACGCCCCGGGGGCCAGCCCCGCGCUGGAGUGCCUCGUCUACACGUCCGUGCCAUCCAUCUGCACGUCGGACCACAAGCCCGUGUGGGGACUGUACCGCUGCGCGGUGCGCCCCGGCAUCGACACGAUCCCGCUGGCGGCCGGCUUGUUCAACCGCGAGGUCUACUUGGAAGGCAUCAGGCGCAGGGCUGCGGCACUGGACAAGAGGCACUCUACUUCAGGGGCGUGCUCUCUGCAGUGAGCUUAGGUCCCUUCGACACCGGUCUGUAUUCGCUCCCGGAGCUUGUGAUGUUACCACUUAAGGGGGAUGGGAUAAAGGGAAACCUGAAGACACAGUCUUGGCUUCAAAAGUUUUUUUUAUAUCCUAAUUGGACUUAGCUAUGCAAAAAGGAACCAACCCACAUCAAACCUAUUCUGAAUAUUUUGAAGUUAAAGUUAAUUAUAAAUUGUAAUUCUCGUAUUGAUAACAUAAUGUGGGUGUAAUUUUAAUGGUCUAGUAUAAAUACUGAUAUAAUAAUAGCAACAACGGUACGAUCAACCUUGUACUAUUUUAAUUUAUUUUCAAAAAAAAAUAUAACAAAAUUGUGGGUUAGUUCCUUUUUGCAUAACUACGUCUAAUUAUCGUAGAGACUCGAUUGACCAAGCAUCCUCGGAUUAGCAAAAUCUCAGAUGACACGAAUAUAAUAAGUGAAUGAUCUUGGUUUUCAGUUGGCCCGGUGGUAUCUUUUUUUUUUUUGGGUGAUGUUUCCCCUGAUUUUCUUCAGUCACUCUUGUGAUUCGUCCAACCAGUAAACGGCAUCUUAAAGGUUAAUUUUCUUUAGGCUUUCAACAACAGUUAGAUCAUUAUCUAGGUUGUUCUCAAGCAAAUCAUUCAAUAGUCUUUAUGAGGCCUGCACAAAUACUAGUUUUUUGAAGGGAAGCUCAUAUCAAAUCAAAUGUUUAAAAUAUUUGCGAAGUCAAAUCAGAUUACGAAUAUGCGAACGUGACUUAAACUUAUUUUUUUAAACGCAAACAGAGCGUCUUCUUUUGAUUUUUUAAGUAACCAACUUUAUUCAAAGAAUAUAUACAACACAAAAAAAAAAACUAAAUAUUUUCAUGAGCAAAUCUCAAGCUUCCAAUGUUUUAAAGCUUUGCAACAAAUGUAAAGCUUCACAUCAGACGCGAAGCUUUGCAUCACAACGGAAGUUUCAAAUAAGACGAAUAGCAAAUUUCCUGGUGAAGUCAAAUUGAAUAUCAAAAAAGAGCUUCGAUUGAUUCAAUUAGUCGAAGCUUUGCGCAAGCCUAGUCUUUACUGGUAAGGGUGCAUUUUGUCUGCUUGGUUAAUAGAAGCUCGCUGAAUUGAGACUACUGUAUUUGCAAAUUACACUCUUUUUGAGGUGAGGUACCUUAAUUUAAUGGAAUGCCUAAAGUUGAUAAUGAUUGGCAACAAAAAUUUUUUUUUUUCCUUGUUAAAACGUUAGGUUUCAAUUAGGGAUGGGUUGAGUACACAUUUUUAUCGAUUCCGAUACCGGUACCGAUUCCUAAAUUUCGAUUCUCGAUUCCGAGUCAUUCCAGUUUUCGAUUCCUGGUAAUUCUGGUCACAUAAUUAAAACUACUUAAGAAUUGAAUGCAUUACAUAAUGAUAAUAACAUGUAUAAAGGAUAAUUAUAAACUUAGGAUUAAAUGUUGAGGGUUUUUUUUUCAAUUUCCAGUGAAGAAGCAUCUUCACAUAAAGUUUGUUUGCUAGUAAGUACUAGGCUGUGCACAAAGAAGUUCAACAUUUAGACAGGGUUCUUUAACAGACGAUAACGCCGAUAACAUAACAUCUUUGUUCAAAAUGGGUUCAAGGUAGCACUACUUUUUUCUGUGGUACCUUUUGACUUAGUUGGUGACAGUGCUGUAAACAAAAGUUUGUUUUUCUUCAAAGACUAUUUUUUCUGGUAGUAAUGUGUGCCGGGAUUUCAAAUGCUUCAUUAAAUUGGUUGUAGAUUUGUAAGUACCGCUCCGUGAAAUUUGCGCACUACCAUGAUUACAAAUUGCAUAUUUGUCAUUUUCACUAUUGAUGCGAAAAUGUUCCCAAACUUUAGACAUGUUGAUACAAUAUCAGACCAUUCGCAUCGUAAUUUGAAACGACAGUCGGCGAACAUUUUUUUUACUAACAAACUAGCAAAACACUUGAAAAUAGUUUUAGCAAAACAAUAUUUGUGCCAUAUAUAUAAUAUAUAGCAUAAAUGCGAA